AUAAGGAAAUAUGCCUUCUGCAAAAGACCGAUUUAACAGUGCUCUGAGAGCUUUUGCAACUAAGUCUAUGACAGUAACUGGGCUUAUAAACAUGGAGUUCGUAUUGAUGGGAUGUAGAGUUGGUACAUGCUGCCCACCGAAAGUCGUAGACUUAGUCAGUUCCGAUACAGAAUUUAUAAAGAAAUUAUUAAACGUCAGCAGCUUCCUUGGAUGACGUAGAGAAUACAUUUACAUCGUUAUCAAAAUAAUCUCAGGAACUUGUCUUUUUGUAUGUUUUGAAUUGGCACUGAUGAUUUCCCAAGCAGUCUUACUCUUAUUACUAGACUCAGCAAUUUUAUUAUCAUGGUAGUCUCGUUUUGUUUUCAAUAAUUUUCUUUUAUGUUCUUUAAUCAGUAGUUUAUAGCGUGCAGUCAACUCGCAAAAUGUACUCUCUUAAAAACUCCUUUCGUCAAUCAUUACUUUGGUUAUCCCAGCAAUU
Messenger RNA from Acanthoscelides obtectus, 478 nucleotides. NCBI's taxonomy places the organism in Eukaryota, Metazoa, Arthropoda, Insecta, Coleoptera, Chrysomelidae. The record is from the annotation of a GenBank genome assembly.